Messenger RNA from Durio zibethinus, 3334 nucleotides. It is a transcript of the gene LDA, whose product is annotated as limit dextrinase. Gene Ontology annotation, molecular function: pullulanase activity. The record is from RefSeq and is a predicted model, not a curated record. NCBI's taxonomy places the organism in Eukaryota, Viridiplantae, Streptophyta, Magnoliopsida, Malvales, Malvaceae. Gene Ontology annotation, biological process: carbohydrate metabolic process.
AGGAUAAAAAAAAAAAAACUAAGAGAGAUCGUCCUUACUCUGUUUUUCUCUGAGCGUUCAACAGACAUAGCCAAAACAAAGAAAAAGGAAAAGAAAAACUCAAAUGGUUUAUGUACUUUCAUUUCCAUUUUCAGUUCUCCAAUCACCAUCAACAGCUCCCUUCAAGUCUCGUCUUUAUCCUCUUACUCCUCCUUUACGACGUCGUUUCAACCCCAAACCAAACCUUCUUCUCUCUUUCCCUUCCUCUCCCAAACAACCACUUCAUUGUUCUUCCUCUUCCAUGCCCUUUCAACUCUCCUCUUCAUCUCAGUUGCAGGACAGUUUGUUGCAUUCGAGGGCAUAUUGGGUUAGUAAAACUAUAAUCGCAUGGAAUGUGGAUAUUGGGGAUGGUUCCUGCUACUUGUAUGCAAGUAAAAUUGCUGCUUUAUCUGUUACAGAUAAUGGAAUUCAAGGCUGCGAUGUGGAAAUUAAGCUUGAGGAAGAUGGCAAUGGGCUGCCUCCGAAUGUAAUUGAGAAGUUUCCUCAUAUUCGAGAUUUUAGAGCUUUCAAAGUGCCUCCUGCUCUGGAUGCCAAAAAUCUCCUCAAAUGUCAAUUAGCAGUUGCUGCAUUCAACUCUCAAGGAAAAUGCAGUAAAGCUACUGGUUUGCAGUUACCUGGUAUCCUGGAUGAAUUAUUCUCAUAUGAUGGUCCUCUUGGUGUACUUUAUUCGGGAGAAGUGAUGUCUCUAUACCUUUGGGCUCCCACUGCCCAAGCAGUGUAUGCUCACAUCUUUAAGGAUCCAGUGGGUGGGAGUCCUUUGGAAAUUAUCCCGUUGAAGGAAACUAAUGGUGUUUGGAUUACUAAAGGUCCAAAAAGUUGGGAAGGCUGUUACUACAUGUAUGAAGUAUCUGUCUAUCAUCCAAGCACCUUGCAUAUUGAAAAAUGUUAUGCAAAUGAUCCGUAUGCAAGAGGGCUUUCAUCUGAUGGAAGGCGAACUUUGUUUGUUAAUCUUGACACUGUCAGUUUAAAACCUGAAGGAUGGGAUGAAUUGGCAGACAAGAAGCCUGAUAUACUUUCUUUUUCUGACAUAAGCAUAUAUGAAUUACACAUACGGGAUUUCAGUGCCAAUGAUAACACUGUACGUCCCAACUUUCGUGGUGGUUAUAUGGCUUUCACCUUGCAGGACUCAGCCGGCAUGCUCCAUUUGAAAAAAUUAUCAAAUGCUGGCAUUACUCAUGUUCAUUUGCUGCCAACCUUCCAAUUUGCUGGUGUUGAUGAUGAGAAGGAGAACUGGAAGUAUGUGGAUUCUAAGAUUCUGGAGAAGCUACCCCCAGAUUCAGCUGAGCAACAACUGCAAAUAACUGCCAUCCAGAAUGAUGAUGCAUAUAACUGGGGGUAUAAUCCUGUUCUCUGGGGUGUCCCUAAGGGAAGCUAUGCAAGUGACCCAAAUGGUUCAUGCCGUAUAAUUGAGUUCAGAAAGAUGAUUCAGGCGCUCAACCAUGUUGGUCUUCAUAUUGUGUUGGAUGUUGUUUAUAAUCACUUGCAUGCAAGUGGUCCUUUUGAUAAGGAUUCUGUUCUUGAUAAGAUUGUUCCAGGUUACUAUCUGAGAAGGAACAUGGAUGGUUUCAUUGAGAACAGUACAUGUGUCAACAAUACUGCUAGUGAGCAUUACAUGGUCGAGCGCCUUAUUAUUGAUGAUCUUUUAAGCUGGGCAAUAAAUUAUAAGGUUGAUGGCUUUCGUUUUGAUCUUAUGGGUCACAUCAUGAAAAGGACGAUGGUGAAAGCAAAAGAUGCACUUUGUAGCCUAACAAAGGAAAGGGAUGGGAUUGAUGGUUCAAGAAUUUAUAUAUAUGGUGAAGGAUGGGACUUUGGUGAAGUUGCAAAAAAUGGGCGUGGGAUAAAUGCUUCACAAUUUAAUAUUUGUGGGACUGGAAUAGGAAGUUUUAAUGAUCGAAUUCGGGAUGCAAUGCUUGGCGGAUCUCCAUUUGGUCAUCCUCUCCAGCAAGGAUUCAUAACAGGCCUGUUGUUGGAGCCUAAUGGUCAUGAUCAUGGUACAAAAGCUGUUGAAAAAGAGAUGCUUGCUUCAGCAAAGGACCACAUCCAGGUUGGUAUGGCUGCAAAUUUAAGGGAUUUUGUGCUUACUGAUUUUGAAGGAAAAGAGAGGAAAGGAUCUGAAGUUUACACUUAUGGUGGGACACCGGUUGCUUACGCUUUAUGCCCCACAGAAACAGUCAAUUAUGUUUCUGCUCAUGACAAUGAAACCCUAUUUGACAUUGUCAACUUGAAGACUCCAAUGAAAAUAUCUGUUGAAGAAAGAUGCAGGAUAAAUCAUUUCGCAACAAGUAUAAUUGCAUUGUCACAGGGAAUACCAUUUUUCCACGCCGGGGAUGAAAUGCUACGCUCAAAAUCACUUGAUCGUGAUUCAUACAACUCUGGUGAUUGGUUCAAUAGGCUAGACUUCACUUACAAUUCUAACAACUGGGGUGUUGGCCUUCCUCCAAAAGAGAAAAAUGAAAAAAACUGGCCGUUAAUACAGCCAAGACUGGCAGAUCCAUCCUUCAAGCCUCAAAGGAGUCACAUUCUUGCAGCUGUAGAGAACUUUACAAAUAUCUUGCGCAUUCGGUAUUCUUCACCUCUUUUCCAUCUAAUGACAGCAAAUGCUAUCCAGGAACGAGUACGGUUCCACAACACUGGUCCAUCAUGGGUCCCUGGCGUCAUUGUGAUGAGCAUUGAAGAUGGUAACGAAGGUGUACCAGGGCUAUCUCAGUUAGAUCCCAUCUUUUCAUAUAUUGUGGUUAUCUUCAAUGGAUGUCCAACUGAGGCAUCAUUCAUUAGCCCUACACUGCGAGGAAGGACUCUUCAACUGCAUCCCAUACAGGCAAUGUCAACUGAUGAAGUAGUUAAGAACUCAUCAUAUGAAGCAUCCUCGGGGUACUUCACUGUGCCUGCAAGGACAUCAUCAGUGUUCGUUGAGCCGAGAAAGAAAUGAGCAGUAUGUGGUGCUGAAUUUCUUGUAGAACAUGCAUUUCAUGUUUGGUAAAAUUAAUUUGGUGCCUAGUUUUCUCCUUAUGCAGAGGCUUUUUGCUGCAGCAGCAUAAAAAAAUUGAAUAGACAUCUGGUAUAAUAAUGGGAUGCUUAGUGCAUUGAGAGGGUAGAAGGAUUGGUAUAUGACAAAGUGAUGAUUAAAGAUUUUGUUGUUGAGUUUGGAUACUGAUUUGUACAGAUGAAUGCUGAAAUCUUUCACCUUUAUAAUUGUGAAUUAUGCUGUUCUUUUCUAUUUUAUUUUUGUUAAUGUAAUGAAUGGUCCUUAAGUUAUAACAAAAUAUUCAAUGUGAUAUCUGAAUUUUAAAAAUUU